Molecule: messenger RNA, 1551 nt
Organism: Ceraceosorus guamensis
Lineage: Eukaryota; Fungi; Basidiomycota; Exobasidiomycetes; Ceraceosorales; Ceraceosoraceae
Product: amino acid transporter
Exons: 4
Coding region: 1-1551 (516 amino acids)
Biological process (GO): amino acid transport; transmembrane transport
Cellular component (GO): membrane
Molecular function (GO): transmembrane transporter activity
Source: RefSeq, a predicted model, not a curated record
AUGGGUCUGUUCAAAUCCAAAGGUGGAUCGGCCGGCGAUGCUCCGCCCUACGAGAGGGAUGCCAAGGAGGAUGUGUACGUGACCGCUACACCCGCCAAUGAUGGCGACAAUGGCUCCUUGAACGAUGACGAUGCUGCUCUGCAAGCCACGACGGGCUACAAGAGCGAUUUCAAACGCGAAUUCAAAAGCUUGUCCACCAUCUCCUUUGCCUUUUCCAUCAUGGGACUGAUAUCCUCCGUAGCGACCACCUUCAACCUGCCCUUUUUGUCCGGAGGACCAGCCAGCACCGUGUUUGCAUGGAUGCUGGGAGCGAUCAUGAACCUCACUCUGGGCGCAGCAAUCGGAGAACUCGUGUCCGCUUACCCAUCAGCAGGCGGUCUCUACUCUGCCUCUGGCCUCGUCGUGCCCAGGCGGUACAGAGCCAUCACUGCUUGGUUCACUGGCUGGCUCAACUUCACCGGUCAGAUCGCUGGUAUUGCUGGAACCGAGUAUGGAUUGGCACAAAUGAUCUUUGCCUGGGCUUACGUCUUGACCGGCUACUCUGCCAGCGUGGGCGCAACUUAUGGCUUGUAUGCCGCUCUCCUCAUCGUCCACGGCAUCCUCAACUGCUUCCCAACCGGCUGGCUGGCCAGGUUCACCUCUUCCUACGUCUUCAUCAACCUCGGCAUGACCGUCAUCACGGGUGUUCUGGUGCUCGCUCGCACGCCAGCUGCGGAGAUGCACACUGGCUCUUACGUCUUUGGCGAGAUUAGAGAUGGCACUGGUUACGGUAGCAACGCUUUCGCCUUCCUGGUCGGAUUGACCUGCGUCCAAUUCGUCAUGACGGACUACGAUGCCACUGCACACAUUUCUGAAGAGGUCGAGAGAGCAGCUAUUGCCGCUCCUGUCGCCAUCUUUGUGGCCGUAGCGGGAACGGGUCUCUUUGGAUUCUUCCUCAACGUCGCCAUGGUGUUCGCAAGCGGCGACGUAGCAUCUCAAGAUCUCAGCACCUUUCCCGGAGAGCUCGCUUUCGCGCAGAUCGUCUUUCUCAGAGGAGGCAGAGUGGCCUUCCUGGUCAUUUGGCCGUUCAUCUGCAGCGUCGCCUUCUUCGUGGUCCAAACCGCUACGCAAGCCAAUGCCAGGUCUUUCUACGCCUUUUCUCGGGACGGAGGUUUGCCCAAAAUCUUCUCCAAGGUCAUUCGCGGCUCUACCGUGCCGGCCGUCAUCCUCGUCGUGGUGGCAUGCGCAGCGCUCGGCUUGCUCAGCUUCGCAUCCUACGCAGCUGUAGCCGCCAUCUUCUCCCUCGCUGCGCUGGGAAUGGAUCUGUCCUACAUGGUUCCCAUUCUGUGCGCCAUGAUCUUCAGAAGACAUCCGGAUGUCAACUUCAAGCCCGGACCCUUUUGGAUGGGAUGGGGAUGGUUCGGCACGACGAUUCGGAUCAUCGCUUGCAUCUGGACGGUGUUUGAGUGCGUCGUCCUUGUCAUACCCACCGUCAGCCCGCUCACGGCGCAGAACAUGAACUACUCUUGGGUCGUCAUGCUCGGAGUCCUCUUGCUGGCUGCUGCUGCUUAG